AUGGGCUUUACUCGACCGCCGCGUUAUAACCCGCACAGACCCGAUGGUAUCCUAGAUUCGGUGCCCCCCUGGAUAAGAGACGAUCCCCGUUAUCGCGAGUUUGAUACCUGCAAGUGCAGAUACAGCUUCAAUUGCCCGUCGCCCGGCUUGAAAUUCGGCCACUGCUCGAGGGACAAAAAGUACUGUUGCUUCAACAGCAAAAGAUUCCCAGGACUGUUGGGAGGACAAAAUUAUCCAUAUUAUCCCGGUGCGCCGCACAAGUACGGACCGAGCGGUUUCGCGCCGACGAAUUAUUACGGCAAUCGCAGACCGUACGGCGGUGGCUACCAGCAUCCGUCUUCCGGUGACUAUUAUCCGGGACCCUAUGGCGGCGCUUAUGGUCAUCGUAAUGAGUUCGAGCCAUACGGCUACGACGGGGAACCUGACGAUUAUGCGAUCUACGGGCGGUCGUUGGGCAAGAAUCAGACGCAGGAAGCAAGCGGGAAGCCAAAGACGGACGAGGAAAUCAAGAAGCGGUGAUCGUAUAAAUAAUAUUCUCGAUCGUUUCAUCGAUCGCGUUCUUCACUCCCGAUGGAGAUGCCAAAGAUGCGACAGAUAUAUAGGUUUUCCUCCCUUUACAUCGAACAAUCGUGUAAUUAAAUAAAGACGCAAAUCGAGUCUUUUGCGUCGAUAAUUAAUUUGAAUAUAAUUGUCUUCGCAUAAUUUAUUGUUAAUUGCAAACAUUAGUAACGCGCCGCUUUCGAAUUAAUAAAAUGCGCAUUGCUAUUCCUUUGGAAACAUUUUAGAAUGGAUUCUCUUUAAUCGACGAUAGUAAUAU
Messenger RNA from Formica exsecta, 817 nucleotides. RefSeq lists its product as uncharacterized. The coding region runs from base 1 to 519 and encodes 172 amino acids. The record is from RefSeq and is a predicted model, not a curated record. The transcript is spliced from 4 exons. Lineage: Eukaryota; Metazoa; Arthropoda; Insecta; Hymenoptera; Formicidae.